Messenger RNA from Serendipita indica DSM 11827, 384 nucleotides. Lineage: Eukaryota; Fungi; Basidiomycota; Agaricomycetes; Sebacinales; Serendipitaceae. The record is from the annotation of a GenBank genome assembly.
AUGCAACGGUCCGUCCAGCUUGCACGCACUCUGCGCGCUACGUCGCUCCCCGUCUCUCGUAGAUUUAUCUCUGUACCUGCUCCUGAACCUGGAUUUCCGACUGGAGAGGAAUUUCUCGCCCGCAAAGAGGCCGUCAAGCACCAUGCGGCCGGUACAACAUCGCUGUGGAAGAAUAUCAGCAUCCUAGUCUGCCUUCCCGUCAUUGCAGGAGGUACCUACUGGGUCAUUGAGACUGAAAAGAAGCACGCCGCGCACAAGGCGGAACAUCCGCACGAGUAUAUUGACUACCCGUAUCUCAACCGUAGGCCUCGUCAGUUCCCUUGGGGUCCUAACAGUCUCUUCUUUAACCCUCAUGUUCAGAAGGACAUGUCACAGUCUUCAUAG